This is a messenger RNA of Alligator sinensis (Chinese alligator), 3526 nucleotides long. It is a transcript of the gene RIPK4, whose product is annotated as receptor interacting serine/threonine kinase 4. The coding region runs from base 110 to 2209 and encodes 699 amino acids. Gene Ontology annotation, molecular function: ATP binding; protein kinase activity; protein binding. Gene Ontology annotation, biological process: protein phosphorylation. Lineage: Eukaryota; Metazoa; Chordata; Crocodylia; Alligatoridae. The record is from RefSeq and is a predicted model, not a curated record. Gene Ontology annotation, cellular component: cytoplasm. The transcript has 9 exons.
GGUCGGCUCGGGCGGCUUCGGCCAGGUGUACAAGGUGCGCCACGUGCACUGGAGGACUUGGCUCGCCAUCAAGUGCUCGCCCAGCCUGCACGUGGACGAAAGGGAGCGGAUGGAGCUGCUGGAAGAAGCAAAGAAGAUGGAAAUGGCAAAAUUUCGCUAUAUCCUUCCUGUUUAUGGCAUCUGUAAGGAACCAGUUGGCUUGGUUAUGGAAUAUAUGGAGACAGGAUCACUGGAAAAGCUCCUGGCCUCAGAACCACUGCCAUGGGAACUGCGCUUCCGAAUCAUCCAUGAGACGGCUGUGGGUAUGAACUUCCUGCACUGCAUGUCACCGCCACUGCUCCAUCUGGAUCUCAAGCCAGCAAACAUUCUGCUUGAUGCCCACUAUCACGUCAAGAUUUCCGAUUUUGGACUAGCAAAAUGCAAUGGCCUCUCACAUUCCCAUGAUCUCAGCGUAGAUGGUUUAUGUGGCACUAUAGCAUAUCUGCCUCCAGAGCGUAUAAAGGAGAAGAACCGAUGCUUUGACACCAAACACGAUGUGUACAGUUUUUCCAUCGUGGUUUGGGGAGUCCUCACACAAAAGAAGCCUUUUGCAGAAGAAAAUAACAUCUUGCAUAUUAUGGUCAAAGUAGUUCAAGGCCACCGCCCAGAACUACCUUCCGUUUCCAAAUCCAGACCUCGCUCAUGUAAUAACUUGAUUAGACUGAUGCAAAAGUGUUGGCAAGAUGAUCCUAGUAAGCGGCCAACAUUUCAAGAAAUCACUUCAGAAACAGAGGACUUGUAUGAAAAACCAGAAGAUGAAACAAAGGAAACUGUAACCCAGGACCUGGACACCAAGCGUUCCCGAGAACUACGUUCAGAGGGAAGGCAUGCAGUAUCCCAGGUGAAACGAGCAUCUGCUCCGGUGUCAGCUAAGGAUUACAGCCUCUCGGAAUUGUUGUCCCAGCUGGAUUCGGGGAUUUCACAGACAAUUGAAGGCCCUGAGGAGCUGAGCCGUAGCUCUUCUGAGUCCAAACUUGCUUCCAGUGACAAGAGACUUUCAGGAGUUUCUUCUGUGGAUUCGGCCUUUUCAUCUCGAGGUUCCUUGUCUUUGUCCUUCGAGAGAGAGAACUCUGGAAAUGAUAUUGACACGACAGAUAUUCAAAAGAGAAAAUUGGCUGAGGCAAUUCUAGCUGGAGACACAGGCAAGCUAAUGAAGAUUCUCCAGCCUCAAGAUGUUGAUCUUGUUUUAGAUGGAAACUCUAGCCUCUUGCACUUGGCUGUUGAGGCAGGUCAAGAAGAGUGUGUCAAGUGGCUGCUCCUUUAUAAUGCUAACCCUAAUCUCACCAAUAAGAAAGGGUCUACCCCCCUGCACGUGGCUAUAGAGAAGAAGGUUCGAAGCAUCGUGGAGCUUAUUCUGGCAAGGAAAAUCAAUGUGAAUGCCAAAGAUGAGGAUCAGUGGACAGCUCUUCACUUUGCAGCACAGAACGGGGAUGACUUCAGCACCAGAAUGCUGCUUGAUAAGAAUGCCCUGCCGAAUGAAGUAGAUUUUGAAGGCAGAGCCCCCAUUCACAUAGCCUGCCAGCACGGCCAAGAAAACAUAGUGCGUAUCCUCUUGAGAAGAGGUGUGAAUGUAGAUAUCAUGGGAAAGGAUGGCUGGUUGCCAUUGCACUAUGCUGCUUGGCAAGGUCAUCUCUCCAUUGUCAAGCUUUUGGCAAAACAUUCAGAUGCAGACGUGAAUGCACAGACAGUGAACGGAAGGACUCCUCUGCACCUGGCAGCUCAAAGAGGGCACUACAGAGUGGCCCGCAUUCUUAUCGAACUGCAGUCAGAUGUUAACAUCCAGAACAUGCUUCUGCAAACUGCUCUCCAUGUAGCUGCUGAAACGGGCCAUACCAGCACUUCCAGGCUGCUUCUCAAUCGUGGUGCAGAAAUUGAGGCUGUUACAGCAGAAGGAUAUACUGCAUUUCAUUUAGCAGCCCGCAGUGGACAUCUAGCCACAACUAGACUGCUGAUAGAUGAAAAGGCUAAUGUUCUGGCCAAAGGCCCUGCAAACAGAGCAGCACUACACCUUGCUGCUGAAAAUGGACACUCUGAAGUAGUAGAGGAGCUUGUCAGCUUAGGAAACAUAAAUGAUUCUGAUGAAGAAGGGUUGACAGCGCUUCACCUGGCAGCAAGAGAUGCAGUGGGACAAACAUCUUGUUUCAGACUACUGGGAUUACACCCUUUUUAAAGCCUCUGUGGUAAGAAGUUGUCUAAAAACCUAAUGUUCAGUUUAAAAUGAGCACUGUUGAAGAAGGCGGCUUAUUAAGAAGUUUUUUUUUUUAGGAAAGAUGCGUUCGAUCCUGGAACAGAUGCAUUUGAUCCUGGAGUCUAUGCUUAAGUGUCAUUUCACUUUCAGAAUGUGCAAAAUGGACUAUAUGGGAAUACUGUACUGUUCAUUCUUCUAUACAGAAAUAUUGAUUACAAGACCACACAUUUCCAUGUACUGAGCAGUACCAAGAAACUAUCCUUAGCUAGGUCAUAGGCUGUAAGAACUGAAACAAAUCCUAAUUUUGUCUCGAGGGAGUGAAGCAUGUGAAAAUACAAAUUUAUAUGCCAUACCAAUGUGUAUAAUGCAAGAUUAGCCAUAUGACUUGGUACCUGUAAAUGGUUUUAAUGUGAAAAUGGCAUAGGUUUGAAUAGUUCAUUAUUAAUUUUUCUUUGCAAUAAUCAAAUGUUAUAUUCUGAUAACAUUAUGGAACGUUUUCAAAGCAGUUUGUUUAGAUGGCAUGUGUUUUAUAGAACCACAUGUACAGUGCCACAGUACAUAUCCUAAAUGAACGAACUGUGUGAUUGAUAUAAUAUACUGUGUAUAUAGUUUUUUCUAUCUGUUGCUCACAUUUUUCUACUAAAGAAAAUAGACUUUAGAGCUGGGUAUGUUUUAAUAUUCACUCUUUUCUCAAAGUUCAUAUGUGAUCUGUUAUCAAUAAAAUAAUUGUUGUAUAUACCUGCUGUAAGUAUGGUUGUAUGCACGGGAUAUUUUUUUCACUACAGCAUAAGUAGAAAAAGGUACUCUGUGCAGUAAGGCAAGUCCUUGUAGGACUAGGUGCAAAAGAGUUGUGUUUGUAACAUUUAAAUGUGCUGCCUGCAUAGUGGAAUCUACAACCAGGGUUAAGUGGCUUGACUUGCCUGUACAACACAUGAACAGUUAGAUGGCUUUGAAAGGGAUUAGCAGAAGGCAGCAUACUGAUUGGAAAACUGCUUAAACUAGCCUGUAGGCAAGACUGAUGCUCAAAUCUUGUUCAUCAGAGGGUCCUGAUCAUUAUGGGUGCUGACAAAAGUGAUAUUUUGUCUUGUGAUUGUCCCCCUGAAAGCACUCUACAGCCAUGCCCUGACAGAAGCACACAGAUGUAGUAGAGUGCUUUAAAAGUGCCCUAUUGCAUGACGAACAAACCCUCAUUACCCGAGGGUUCAAGUGAAGGCGCUUCAAAAAUGGAGCACCUUCAUUUAACUUCUGUUAGUUUGUGCCAGGAGCAUCAGCCCAGCCCCUGGUGCUGUCUUCAGAGUA